AUGUCGAACGAUGUUCCCAGCAUGGUAACGUCUGGCCGCAAAAGAGGCCACAGCCGAUACAGUGACGAUUCUCCUCGACCCGACAUUGCGAAACGAGCGAAAACGCUGCUGGAUUGUAACGGCGAUGACCGAGAACGCCGUCACGUCGAUUAUACAGUGGGAUGGAUCUGUGCGCUUCACAGUGAGCUGGCUGCAAGUCGUGCCAUUCUCGAUCGCCAGCACAGAGAUCUGUUCAAGAUAGCCAACGACCCCAACGAAUACAUCCUGGGCAACAUCGUUGGGCACAACGUCGCCAUGGCGUGCUUACCCUUGGGCCAGUAUGGCACGAAUAACGCGGCGAUCGUGGCAAGCAACAUGCGUUCGAGCUUCCCCUCGAUCCGCGUGGGGUUGAUGGUCGGCAUCGGCGGCGGGGUUCCUGGCGACGGCUUCGACAUCCGGCUAGGCGACGUUGUGGUCAGCACCACGGUGAUACAGUACGACUUGGGCAAGAUCUUACCGGGCGAGCGUGUUCAGCGGACUGCAAUACCGAAGGUGGCCCCGCAUCAUCUUUUGAACGCUGUCGCGAAGUUGCGGGCAUUGCACGAGUCCAUUCCCAGUGGCGUGCCUUCGAUACUUGAAGAGAUGUUCCACCACCACCCCAGGAUGGCCCAAGAAUAUGCGUAUCCAAGUCACUGUGAAGAUCGACUGUUUAACUCCACGUACGACCAUGGAAAAUUAGCAGACUGCAAACAUUGCGACCCGCUGGAAGUGCAGCCCCGGCUCCAGCGACAGAAUAACCUCCCACGCAUCCACUACGCGAAGGAGCUUGGUGUUAUUUGCUUCGAGAUGGAGGCAGCCGGGCUGGUAGAUCAGUUCCCCUUCAUGCCGGUCCGAGGAAUCUGCGAUUACGCAGAUUCCCACAAGAAUAAGCAGUGGCAAAGAUACGCAGCGGCAACAGCAGCAGCCUACACGAAAGAGCUGCUCUCCACCAUGGCUCCAAGCAUGGUCGAGGCAAUACUAGCCGCUGACGUGCGGGAACCAACAACAUGUAAGAAAGCUACAAGAUCGCAGAGCGCAUUUGUCGGAGCUGCUGAGAUUUGA
Molecule: messenger RNA, 1080 nt
Organism: Colletotrichum graminicola M1.001
Lineage: Eukaryota; Fungi; Ascomycota; Sordariomycetes; Glomerellales; Glomerellaceae
Exons: 3
Coding region: 1-1080 (359 amino acids)
Biological process (GO): nucleoside metabolic process
Molecular function (GO): catalytic activity
Source: RefSeq, a predicted model, not a curated record